AACAGGGCGCCGGAGUCAUGUAAAUAACAAAAAACACCACCCAGAGCUCUAGGCUCAUCCCCACCUGAAAUGGAACCGGUCCCGUCCGGCCUCUGUAAAAAAAAAGGUUGUUUGCUCCUAAAAGACACCGGUUAUUCUUUCCGACAGUGGGGGUUGUCUCUAAUAAAACUCCUGCAGCUGCUCUUUCUUUUGUCAAUUUCCAUUUGCUUUCUUUCUUUUCCGUCCAAUCCUGACUUUCUAUAUUGGUUGGAGAUCCGUCUGGCUCUCAUAUGAAGUCAUACCAAUCUAGACGGAUUUCCAUACAAUGCAUGCGAUUCCCUUGCGCCCUUCAAGAUGGUAGAGUUUGUCGGCCGCAGUGAGUCCAUCUUCAUCGUCACCAUUAUCUUCCUCGCCAUUUCGCUUGUCGCCGUGUGUCUGCGAUGUUUCGUCCGGUUAAGGCUGGUACGAGCCUUUGGGUGGGAUGAUGGGUUGAUGGUUGCUGCGAUGGUUGUGAAUAUCUUGUUUGCAUUAUGUGGAAUCGUGGGACCGAUCUAUGGAAUUGGACAGACCUUUGAGCAGUUGGAUAUAGUGCACAAUUUGGAGAAAGUGCAAAAGGCUAUGUUUUGGUGGUGGCUCGGUCAAAUGUCCUACGUUAUCGUCGUCGUCCUCGCGAAAGUGUCAAUUGCGCUUGCCCUCCUCCGUCUCACUGUCGCAAGAGUACACACCAUUAUCCUCUGGGUGGUCAUCAGCCUUUCCAUCGUUAUUGGACUCGUCUUCUGGUUUAUGUUGACUCUACAAUGCACGCCGGUUUCGUUCUUCUGGGAGAGAACAGGCACGGGAAAUUGUAUAGAGACCGACUACCUUAUCGAUAUCGCCUACUUGUACAGUGUGGUGGCUACGGUUUGCGAUUUCACCCUGGCUCUCUUGCCUAUUGUGUUGGUGUGGAAUCUGCAGAUGACUACCAAGACAAAGGCUGCUUUGGCGGGUAUUCUUAGUAUGGGUUGCGUAUCCAGCGCAGCAGUCAUCGUCCGCAUCCCAUAUCUCCACUACUACAAAGACCCUGACUUCCUCUAUGCAACAACCGACAUCUCAAUCUGGUCCAACGUCGAAGCCGGCCUAGGCAUCACGGCCGGCUCCCUCGUCACCCUCCGCCCUCUCUUCCGCUGGUUCCGCGGCGACAGCUACGCGCGCACCUACGGCGCAAAACGGACAACCGGCAGCAUCCCCCUCUCCAGCAUGAACGGCAACCUAACCAACAAAUCCCAAAACGACCCCAACAGCAACCAGUACUGGCGCUCGGAUCUAGUGCCGGAUAACGCACAGGCAAUUGCUAUCACGACUCAUAGAAGCAAGGGAAGUAGUCAGGAGUCGUUGAAUCCGACCCAGGGGCAGGGCCAUGGUCAUGAUCCGGGGUAUCAGGGGAGGGGGGUUAAUGUUCAAAAGUCUUUUUAUGUUUCGACUGAGGUUGUAUAAUAUCAUGCGUAAUGCAUUGCACCGUUUGUUUGUUUCAGGGCUCGGGAUGUUCCGAUUGGAUGCUUAAUGCGAUAUUUUCGAUAUCGAUGUUUACUUGAAACUGUAGGAAAAGCACUAGAUCUGAGAUCUAGAACCAGGCGACCACCGAUGAUCACGCCAGAUACGUCGAUUGUCUAAGCUGAGAGCAUCAACCAGCGCCAGCGCCCGCGCCCACCUGAUUACAACUCAUCAAUUACACUUUUGCCAUGCACAUAGCUC
Messenger RNA from Aspergillus ruber CBS 135680, 1710 nucleotides. RefSeq names its product putative integral membrane protein. The transcript is spliced from 5 exons. Lineage: Eukaryota; Fungi; Ascomycota; Eurotiomycetes; Eurotiales; Aspergillaceae. The coding region runs from base 334 to 1452 and encodes 372 amino acids. The record is from RefSeq and is a predicted model, not a curated record.